CGUCGGAAAGAUCCCCCUACAUGGGUGUGCUAUCAAACUAGGAGAAGACAGAGCGUUUACUACUUGAUUUGUGCUCAUAUUAUUCUCAGACGAAUAGUUCUCUGAGACAGAGCGUUUACUACUUGCUUUAGAGCACAAGUCAACCAAUAUUCUUAAUUAUGAGGAACACACGUCCUAAAAGGAAAUCUCCAGUUUCAUCAAGUUUCAUCUGUGACAUUUGCGCGGAUCGUAAACCAUCCAAGAAAUCUUUUGCUAUAAAGGGUUGUAAUCACUCUUAUUGUUCUGACUGCAUUCGCCAGUACGUGAAAUCGAAGAUUGAAGACGGUGUUAUCCGAAUUUCCUGCCCUGUUUCGGGCUGUUACCGCAGUUUGAAGCCCGAGCAUUGUCGUUCUAUCUUGCCGUCUAAGGUGUAUAAUAAGUGGCAGGAUAAAUUACGCGAGGCUGCGAUCCCAGUCCGUGAUAGGUUCUAUUGUCCUUAUAAAUUUUGCUCUGCACUUAUGGCUAAAGGUCCUGAUUUUAAAGACAUACUCGAUAUGGAAUGUCAUAGUUGCCAUAAGUUGAUUUGUGCAAAGUGUAAUGUUCCUUGGCAUUAUGGUCUCGACUGUCAAGAGUUCCAAAAUUUACAUCAGGAUGAGAGGGAAAAUGAGGCUGUUAUGCUCAUGCAGCUCGCCAAACAGAAAGGAUGGACCCGGUGUCCCCAGUGCAAGUUCUAUGUCGAAAAAAUUGAAGGCUGCUUUCACAUAAGAUGCAGGUGCAAUAACCAUUUCUGCUACAGCUGUGGAGGUCAGCUAGGAGCUGAUCAUAGGCACAUCUGUCCAAAGGCUCGGCAGUGAGUCUUGGUAAGUAUCUUACUUCUCUACUCGACAUCAUAAAAUUUCUAGACUCAAGGGUCCAAUACAUAAUUUGAUUGAUUUGAACAUUAAUAAUCAGUUACUACUUACUGCUAUACUAUUUUUUUCGA
This is a messenger RNA of Daucus carota subsp. sativus, 961 nucleotides long. Its product is annotated as E3 ubiquitin-protein ligase RSL1. Gene Ontology annotation, biological process: ubiquitin-dependent protein catabolic process; protein polyubiquitination; positive regulation of proteasomal ubiquitin-dependent protein catabolic process. The record is from RefSeq and is a predicted model, not a curated record. Gene Ontology annotation, molecular function: zinc ion binding; ubiquitin conjugating enzyme binding; ubiquitin protein ligase activity. NCBI's taxonomy places the organism in Eukaryota, Viridiplantae, Streptophyta, Magnoliopsida, Apiales, Apiaceae. Gene Ontology annotation, cellular component: ubiquitin ligase complex; cytoplasm. The transcript has 3 exons. The coding region runs from base 159 to 833 and encodes 224 amino acids.